Messenger RNA from Sitodiplosis mosellana (orange wheat blossom midge), 2276 nucleotides. RefSeq lists its product as uncharacterized. Bases 357 to 2063 code for a protein of 568 amino acids. The record is from RefSeq and is a predicted model, not a curated record. The transcript is spliced from 4 exons. Lineage: Eukaryota; Metazoa; Arthropoda; Insecta; Diptera; Cecidomyiidae. Gene Ontology annotation, molecular function: protein binding.
GCGCAACCGAAGCGAUUUUCUCAAAUCAUCACUUAUAUAUAGAUCGGAACAAUCAUAUGUGUUUGUGUCGAACACUGCUGCUUGCCAGACCAUCGUCUCGUCGCAUUCUAUCAUCUCGGUGUAGUGGUGACUUUUUGCAUCAAUGCAAAUCGGUUGAAUGUAUACGAUUGACGCAACAUAAGCGCGAUUCCCUUAGUUUGUGGGUCGAGUGAAUCAUUCCUUUGCAUAAGCUGUUUGAAAAGACGCCAUUUUCUUUGUUUCAUUCCGCUUCAAUUGCGCAUCAAAAUUAACGUUUUUCGAAUUUUCUGAAUUCAUCAUUUUGCACAUUGUUGUGAAAUCGCGAAAACCAGUCCAAAAUGGUCAAACCAAAGGCAAAGAAGGGUAAAUCGAAGGCAGCAAAACAUGCCACCCAGCGCAAUGCAGAUAAGGCACAUGAACCAGAAAACAAGCAGUCGAUGAAACAGUCCACCGAUUUUCUCGCCCUGAGUGAUCAUUGCCUGUUGGAAAUCUUCAAAUACUUGCCGUUGAAUGAUGUCUGCUCACUCAGUCAAACAUGUCGGCGCAUGCACGCAUUGGGCUCAAGUCAUUUCAUGCUCAACCACAAAGCAAAAGUCAUGGUUUUCGUCGAUUGGUUGUAUGGCAAUCUGUUUACGUUUCCGCGUGUGAAUCAAGAGAAGUACAUUGAAUGCUUUGCAAAAAGCAUGCGGAGCGUCACACUCUUGAGACAUUUCUCGACAAUCGCAGCCAUGGAACAGCUGAACGAGUUCUACCAAAAAGAAACCAAAGCCGAAGCCGAAGCAGAAGCCGAAACCGCUCCACCGAUUGUAGUGGGCUUGGUAACCGCUUUAAUGAAAAAAGUGAACAGUUUCUACCAACGUGAAACCGAAGCCGAAGUUGCUUCACCGAUUGAAGCCAUUCGAUUUGCCUUUUGGAAAGUGGCUGUGAGCAAGGCCCAUUGCAACCCGAUUGCUGCCAUUUUGAAAAACGUCAAGUCAGUAACAUUCGAAAACACUUCAAUCAACGCUGAUUUGGACGGGUGCCUGUUUGGAUUCAUGCCUAACUUGAAACGAUUGACGGUACUAGAUUUUACUGUCAAAGAUCCUGGAUCAGUAAAGGUUUCGUACAACUCAAUUUGGAUGCAACCACCAUGUCCAACGCUUGAAUACUUUGCGUGGCACACGGCGCCAAAAAUGCACGAACACGAGAAUGAUUUUUCAGUAACUGAAAUGGUACGUUUUCUCAAGAUGAAUCCGGGUAUAAAGUUUGUUUCGUUGCGAUUGGAGUCGCAAAGUCAGCUCACCAUUUUGACAACAACUGGCAUUCAAGUCAAUGAAUUGUUUUUUACAAUUAUUUAUCGGAGCUUUGCUGAGUGGGAAGCUGAAAUUGCCGAAAUUGUGAAGGAUUUGAAGGAUUUCUGCGAGAAGCAAGUAUCAAUGAAGGUUGUGAACGAUGAUCAACGAAUUCGCCUGCAUUUGAAGAUUUGUGGAAAUGACUUUGAAAAACAACCUGGUCAACUGGAAUUACUUGCACCAUACAUUGUGGGUUUAUACUUCGAAGACUACAUUCAGGACUGUUUUGCUGCCGUUUUUCCCAAACUCAUCAACUUGAAAGUGUUGCAAGCAAAAGAAAUUGUUCCAGCCGAAUUGUUGUGCCGUUUACCGAAUUUGGAAGAGGUUUUCGUCUCUUGUUCAGCAAGACCACUGUCGUAUUAUGACGACGCAAUCCGUAUUCUGGGCAGCCGAUUGCCAAAAUUGAAAAAACUGUACUUGAACGGCUAUUCGCAUCGAAGUGUAAGAAACUUAUUGUUUUCUGGAGGGGACAUGAUGGAACAAAAAGAAGACUUCAAAGUCUUUGCUACGAUUGAUACCAAACGAAAGAAGCUGACUGGUGCCCAGAAGAUGAAGGUUUUUUUGGAAGUGGAACAAAAUCUGCGUGACGAGAAAGUCGACUACGAUACGGUGGAAGUUCUGCGCACACAAACCGAAGCCAUCACCAAUCCAUUCUUCGAACAGUCACAUCUUGUUGAUUCUGUAGCCGCUCCGGAUCCAUGUGUCAUCAUGUGAACCAUUAUCAAUCCGAAUCGAAGCAAUUACACAUCUUGUCGCUGCUAAAGCCGCUCUAGAUAAUCUUUGUACCAAAAGGUACCAUAUUUUGAACGAACUUCAGAUUAUUGAAUCCUUUAUUAAGUGGCAAAAAGCCUUUACCAAAUUGCAUUCAUGAAUGUGAAAAAAAAUACCUUUGAAAGUGACUCAAUAAAAUUUCCAAACCAAUUUCCA